UUUCCUUUCCAAGUAACUUCUUAAGUAAAUAUCUUCAAAAACCUUAUCUCUUGGGUUCGCAUCAUCUCAGCCUUUUAUUUGAGAGAAAGUUACUUACUUUCUAAUAUUGUCAUAUCUCAUUUGAUACAAGUUCUAAGCUGUUAGCUAGUUUCAUGAACUUUUGUUUUUGGUUUUUUGAAUUCAUUUACUCUUAACUGUGUAAUCAAGUGAACGCUUUGCUUCUGGGUUUCAAAGAUUAUAUCAAAGGUGGUUACCAUUUGGUUGUCAUGGGAGGCCAAUCUAGCAAGACCAGUAAUGGUGAUUUCGGAUUCGCAAAAGAUUUCAGCUCAUACGAGGAUGCUUGUAAGAAAGAUCCACGCUUAGGAUCCUUCGGUGCCAAAGUCCUUGAAAGGACUAAGAUUGUCGGAAAUUCCCUUGUCACUGGUAAUUCCGAUAUUAGAUCCUUAGACUUAUUUAAAGAUGUCUUACAUUUGCUUUUUGACCUGACCCGAGAUGUGUUACUUUCAUUCUCGAAAGCAAGGAAGAUAUAUGGAAUAAACCAGAAUUGUUGUCUUUGGUUGAGGAAUACUUUGAUGGUAGCAUCAAAUAUAUGGAUUUUUGUAGUGAACUACAAAGAUGUGUUUUACGCGCUCGUACUAGCCAGAAGCAUAUACAGGCUGCCGUUACGCAUUACGAGAAGGAGAAGUAUGUAGAGACAUUAGAAGAAUUACAGAAGUUUGUGGCGGCUGGCAGUCCAUUUACCUCGGAGUUCUUUGAUCUGUUCCAAUCAGUUCGUGAGCAGCAGCAAUCCUUGUUGGAGAAAAUAAGAUCUCGUAAGAGGAAGCUUGAUAAGAAAUUCAAAAAAGUGACGAUUUGGAGGGCAGUGACUUAUGUGUUGUUUGUAUCUCUUUUUGUCUUUGUGAUGAUUUCCAAUGUAGUAGCAGUUGCCGUCUCUGCUGCACCACCUGUUGUAACUGCUUUGGUCACUGCGCUAGACGUUCCAGUGAAAGGGAUGAAAAGUUGUUAUGACUUUUGGAAUCGGUACCAGAAAGCAUUGAAGGAGGAGCGGGAGUUCGUGGAAAAAAUUGACCGUGCAACUUUCACUAGAAUCACAGCCAUGAAAAAUGUAAAGGCUCUUGCCGACAGAUUGAUUGUGGAAAUCGAGCCACUCUUGAAGAAAGCAGCAGGGCUUGCUAGCAGGGAAGAAGAUUUUGUAAAACUGAAGAUGGAUGAGAUCAAGAAGGAGAUGGCGUUGUUCAUGGAUACCUGUGAGCAAUUAUAUGUCCAGGCUCAUAACUGUCACAGCCACAUAAUCCAAGAAAGAAAUCAGAUUUUGGAGAAGAUCAAUAAUAAAACAACUUGAACAUAGACUGAGGUGAUAAGUGGUGAGAUCUCUAAUGAUUGGUCAAUCAUAUAAAAAAUAAAAAAGUAAAUACCAAACAGUGUGUUGUUGAUGGUCUGCAGUGUGUAUGUGUGUGUGACUGUAAUAACUUCUUUAGCUGGGUUGAUUACAUUCAUCAA
Messenger RNA from Populus nigra (black poplar), 1500 nucleotides. Its product is annotated as UPF0496 protein At2g18630-like. NCBI's taxonomy places the organism in Eukaryota, Viridiplantae, Streptophyta, Magnoliopsida, Malpighiales, Salicaceae. The transcript has 2 exons. The record is from RefSeq and is a predicted model, not a curated record. Bases 590 to 1342 code for a protein of 250 amino acids.